AUGAGCAAUUGCUUCGAAUUACAAAAGAAUAAACUCAUCUGGAAUGGCGACUUAAGCGAAUUAAAGUCUUACGUCGCAGAAACGUUAAAUAUAAACGGUAAAUGGAAGUCACCAUCUGGGGGACGCUGGUUAUUUACUAGCGAUGCUUUGUCUAUAACCUGGUAUUGUAAAAGCAAGACUGUCUUAUUUCAAGGUCCUCGUGGCAGCGAGGUGGCUGACUCUUUGAAGAGAAAUAUCGAUGCAUCGCGAACCGUAAUAGUGAAAAAUGCCGAGCUAAACAUUGCUACCCCUGCUGCUUCCGAAAGACGGAAUGAGUCUAUCGAUAACCAGUAUCGUCUCAGUUUUAACAAUUCUAACUCGAGCAUGUUUGAUAGAUCUAGCAAUACCACAACAACUAUCAACCGAAGCGACUCGGAUACUAGCGAAGGAAAAGCAAAUGGGCAAGAA
Messenger RNA from Paramuricea clavata, 447 nucleotides. NCBI's taxonomy places the organism in Eukaryota, Metazoa, Cnidaria, Anthozoa, Malacalcyonacea, Plexauridae. The record is from the annotation of a GenBank genome assembly.